CUGCCAUGGACGGGCCUGCCGAGCCCAGGAUCCCGGCCCUGUGGGGCACCUACGAGAACAACAUCUCGGAAAUCAGCCAGAAGUUGCCAGGUGAAUACUUCAGGUACAAGGGCAUCCCCUUCCCCGUCGGCCUGUACUCACCCGAGAGCAUCAGCUUGGCGGAGAACACCCCAGAUGUGCGGGACAACGACAUUUUCAUUGUCACCUACCCCAAGUCAGGAACCAAUUGGAUGAUCGAGAUCGUCAGCUUAAUCCUGAAGGACGGAGAUCCCUCCUGGAUCCACUCAGUGCCCAUCUGGGAGCGGGCACCCUGGUGUGAGACCAUCAUGGGUGCCUUCAGCCUCCCAGACCAGUCCAAUCCCCGCCUCAUGAGCUCCCACCUCCCCAUCCAGAUCUUCACUAAGGCCUUCUUCAACUCCAAGGCCAAGGUGAUCUACCUGGGCCGGAACCCCCGCGACGUGGUGGUCUCCCUGUAUCAUUACUCCAAGAUCGCUGGACAGUUGAAGGACCCUGGCACGCCCAACCAGUUCCUGCGGGACUUCCUCAAGGGCGAAGUGCAGUUUGGCUCCUGGUUCGACCACAUUAAGGGCUGGAUUCGGAUGCAGGGCAAAGAGAACUUCCUAUUCAUCACCUACGAGGAGCUGCAUCAGGACCUUCAUGGCUCCGUGCAACGUGUCUGCGAGUUCCUGGGCCGGCCGUUGGGUGAGGAGGCACUGGGCUCCGUGGUGGCACACUCAGCCUUCGGCGCCAUGAAGGCCAACAGCAUGUCCAACUACACGCUGCUGCCCCCCAGCCUGCUGGACCACCGCCAGGGGGCCUUCCUCCGGAAAGGAGUGUGUGGUGACUGGAAGAACCACUUCACGGUGGCGCAGAGCGAAGCCUUCGAUCGUGUCUACCACGAGCAGAUGCAGGGGCUGCCAACCUUCCCCUGGGAUGAGGCCCCAGGAGAUGCCAGCCCAGACCCUAAUCCUAGCCCCGAGCCCAGCCCCAGCCCCAGCCAGGCCUCAGAGCCCCCCAACCCAUGACCCUGAGAAUAAACACAUCGCUCCUGC
Molecule: messenger RNA, 1052 nt
Organism: Galeopterus variegatus (Sunda flying lemur)
Lineage: Eukaryota; Metazoa; Chordata; Mammalia; Dermoptera; Cynocephalidae
Gene: SULT2B1
Product: sulfotransferase family, cytosolic, 2B, member 1
Exons: 7
Coding region: 6-1025 (339 amino acids)
Biological process (GO): sulfation
Cellular component (GO): cytoplasm
Molecular function (GO): sulfotransferase activity
Source: RefSeq, a predicted model, not a curated record